AUGGCGUGGUUUUUGUGCGUGUGUGUAUUCUCUGUGGUCGGGCUGGGUCUACUGAUCUUGCAGGUGAAACUUCGGAGGUCCCUGGAGACCAGAGGGGGCCCCCCGAGCCUGCCCGCGCUCCCACUCAUCGGGAGCCUGUUGAGCCUGCAAAGCAAUCAGGCACCGCAUGUCCUCUUCCAGAAGCUGCAGCAGAAGUAUGGACAGACCUAUUCUCUCAUGAUGGGCGCACACACAGUCAUCCUAGUCAACCACCACCGGCACGCCAAAGAGGUCCUCCUUAAAAAGGGGAAAAUCUUUGCAGGGAGACCCAGAACAGUGAGUGGUUGCAUUUUCGUGAACCUGUUUUAUUAUAUUCUAUAUGACCGAGACAAUUUAUAGUCAGCCUGAUCAUUUAUUUGCAGAUUAUUUGCUUGUCUUUGAUGCAUUGUAACAUUAUAUAAUUGUGCCUGAAAUGUAAAUUAAAAAUAAUUGUAAUGUGUAAUGCAUUGAAUUUUUACAGUUAACAUUUGUUACAUAAUCGUUGAGUGGCAUUACUCACUCCUUAUUCUCUCCCAGCCUACGUAAUGCACUUUUUGUUCUUAACAAGGUAACCACAGACUUGUUGACGAGGGAUGGUAAAGAUAUUGCCUUUGCAGACUACAGUGCCACUUGGAGAUUUCACCGUAAAACAGUGCAUGGAGCCUUGUGCAUGUUUGGUGAGGGCUCUGCCUCCAUCGAGAAGAUUAGUGAGUAUUAAACAAUGUUUAUAUCCUUUAUAGCAAUUUGUUAUUGAAUCUGAAUCAACUCAGAACACUCUGAUUCAGGUGUACUGAAAACUAACUUUGGUAAACAUUUUCUCUUUCUGUGUAUCUCUGUGUCUCUCUGUGUCUCUGUGUCUCUGUGUCUCUCUGUGUCUCUGUGUCUCUCUGUGUCUCUGUGUCUCUGUGUCUCUCUCGCUCUCUGCAGUCUGUAGGGAGGCCCUCUCCCUGUGUGACACUCUGGGAGAGUCAGGGAGUGCAUCGUUGGACUUGUCCCCAGAGCUGACGAGAGCUGUCACCAACGUGGUCUGCUCUCUCUGCUUUAGCUCCUCCUAUUGCCGCGGUGACCCCGAGUUUGAGGCCAUGCUGCAGUUCAGUCAGGGCAUUGUGGAUACAGUCGCUAAGGACAGUCUGGUGGACAUCUUCCCCUGGCUACAGGUACAGUGCAACUUGUUGUUUAGAUCCCCCUGGAUGGAAUGGACCAGCACAGCUCUCAGGUUUCCUUAGUGCCUCUCUACAUGUCUUCUUCUCUCCCUCCUAGGUCUUCCCCAAUAAAGACCUGCGCCUCCUAAAGCAGUGUGUGUCAAUCAGAGACAAACUGCUUCAGAAGAAAUACGAGGAACACAAGGUAGGCUACAGCAGGUAGGUAUAAUAUGUACUUUCCUCUAUAUAAAUACAAUAUAGAGGAAAGCACCUAUUGUACCUCGUAAUUUUUUAUGAAUAUCAGGGUAAUACCAGUUGCAGCAGGCUACAGUAGGUCAUGGUGUAUGACUGUGCUUUACGCUAUCUUCCUCAACAGGCGGACUACAGCGAUCAUGAACAGAGAGACCUGCUGGAUGCCCUGCUGAGGGCCAAACGCAGUGCUGAGAACAACAACACCGCCGAGAUCACCACUGAGACCGUGGGCCUUAGUGAAGACCACCUGCUCAUGACCGUGGGCGACAUCUUUGGAGCCGGAGUGGAAACCACGUCAACGGUCCUAAAAUGGGCAAUUGCCUACCUCAUCCACCAUCCACAGGUGCAGAAGCGAAUUCAGGAGGAGCUGGACAAUGUGGUGGGGGGGGACAGACCCCCCCAGCUCAGUGACAGGGGGAGCCUGCCCUACCUGGAGGCCACCAUUAGAGAGGUGCUACGCAUCCGACCUGUUGCCCCUCUACUCAUCCCACAUGUAGCCCAAACAGACACCAGGUACACACACACAUUAGUGUUUGGAUCUAAAGACGUUUCUUUGUAUUGAUAGCAAGUUCACGCUGUUCCGUUUCUGUAUGUAUUUAAUUUGCAGUAUUGGCGAGUUCACUGUGAGGAAAGGUGCUCGCAUCAUCAUCAACUUGUGGUCCCUGCAUCACGAUGAGAAAGAGUGGAAGAACCCAGAGCUGUUUGACCCUGGUGAGAAUGUCUCAAGUUAAUAGACUAUUGAUACCUCAUUCUCUGUGUAUUAGUGUCCUCAGUCCUCCCUGUGUGGUCAGUUUUCUGUGUCUCAGUCUUUCUAUCUGUGUCUCCACAGGUCGCUUCCUGAACGCGGAGGGGACAGGUCUGUGCAUCCCCUCGCCCAGCUACUUGCCAUUUGGGGCAGGGGUGAGAGUGUGUCUGGGGGAGGCGCUGGCUAAGAUGGAGAUCUUCCUCUUCCUCUCCUGGAUCCUACAGCGUUUAACGAUGACUGUGUCCCCGGGCCAGCCACUGCCCAGCCUGGAAGGAAAGUUCGGGGUGGUCCUCCAGCCAGUCAAAUACAAGGUCAAUGCCACACCAAGAGCAGGCUGGGAGAAGAGCCAUCUCCAGCCAUCUUAG
Molecule: messenger RNA, 2522 nt
Organism: Coregonus sp. 'balchen'
Lineage: Eukaryota; Metazoa; Chordata; Actinopteri; Salmoniformes; Salmonidae
Source: the annotation of a GenBank genome assembly